AUGUCACUGAAACAAUCCGUUCUGUCUCAGUUUGAUUUUCGGAUUCCGAGGAUGAGCCGGACGACGAAGCCGAGGAACGCCUCAGAUAAAGAUGUCUCAGACGCUACUCUCCCGGCAAGAACAACUUAUUCUAUUGUGAUUUUUUGUGAUUUUUUUGGCGGGUUCGGUCAGGAGAGACAAAAGAGAGAUGCUUUCUAUCAGUCAAAAGGGGAUAGCGCCCCCCGCCAUGCUCCCACGGCCCGCUUACCGAGGAAUAGAAAGGGAGGACCGGGGGGGUCCAGAGCAAGUAGGGUUGGGGUAUAG
This is a messenger RNA of Brassica oleracea var. oleracea, 303 nucleotides long. The record is from the annotation of a RefSeq genome assembly. Lineage: Eukaryota; Viridiplantae; Streptophyta; Magnoliopsida; Brassicales; Brassicaceae.